Messenger RNA from Prunus avium (sweet cherry), 1347 nucleotides. Its product is annotated as B3 domain-containing protein REM16-like. Gene Ontology annotation, molecular function: DNA binding. Lineage: Eukaryota; Viridiplantae; Streptophyta; Magnoliopsida; Rosales; Rosaceae. The record is from RefSeq and is a predicted model, not a curated record.
UUUUCUGGGUCUGAAGUUCACUUUCCCAUGCUGCCAUGCACGUGCCCAAUGAACGUACUUUCCAAAUCCAGCCGGAAAUAAACAAAGAAAAAGUCCGAACAGAGCUUACGUGCGCAAAAUCUAAUACAGAACAUUUGAUCCUCUUCUCCUUAAAAUCUCCCAAACCAAAGAGCUGUCGUCACCACAUUUGAAGAAUCAGAAAAAGCGGUUCCUGAGAGCUCCCUCGGUUGGAAACUGAAACUAAUCUUCAUCUUCAUCUUCGUAAAAUUCCAGCUGAUCAUCCAGAUGGGUAGAAAAGCAACUAAGCCUUCACCAAAGAUACCAUCAUUUUUCAAGGCCCUGGUUGGCGACUUCUCUCACUGUUUGAGUAUACCACCCGAAUUUAUGAACUAUGUCAAUGGACGAUUGCCUCCAACAUGUACUUUUAGAGGUCCUAGUGGAGAAUGUUGGACAGUGGGUUUGGAGCUGAGAGGGGAUCGAUUUGUCUUCCAUAACGGUUGGCAGGGUUUUGUGAAGGACCAUUCUUUGGAAAUUGCAAAUUUUUUGGUUUUUGAUUAUGAUGGCAAGUCCAAGUUUGAUGUCACAAUGUAUGAUCCAAUUGGCACUGAGAAGGAGUUAGAACCAGCCAAGAAGAGAAGGGGAAAUCAAGCUCGAGUAGAGAAGGAGAUCAUUGAGCUUGAAACUAAAGAACCCGACGAAGAGAGUGAAGAAGAUGCUUGUAUAUCGAACAUAAGGAAGUGCAAGUCUGGAAAGAGGAUUGCAACUGAUGGUGGGAAAGAAAUAUCAAAUGCACAUGUUGUGUUCAGAUCGAAGCAUCCAUGCUUCAUUGGAGCUAUGACGAAGAACCACUAUCGCCUAAAUAUCCCAAAGGCGCUGGCUGUAGCUAAAGGUCUCAUUAGAAAGAAGAGUGUAAAGGUUGAAGAUCCAAAUGGGAUAUCAUGGGAUGUUAAACUAAGGCUCGAUGGAAAGGAACAUCGCGGUGGUCGUUUGUUCAUGACAAAAGGGUUGUCAAAAUGUUUUCAUGCAAACAACAUUUCACUUGGGGACACACUGGUUUUUGAGCUUUUCAACGCGAAGAGCGAUGGAAUGAAAAUACAUAUUUUCAGAGGAAACAGGAAUGUUUCACUGGAUGCCUCCAAUGUCGAAUAUUAUGGCUGUAGUUGACAUCAGAGCCUAAUUGCAAUGAUCAGUAAAUUUCAGGACUUAUUGUGGGAAGCCACUUAGGAAUUGUUCAGAUUUAUGUAUGGUAGUUGUUGGAGAGAAACAAUAUCUGACUGAUAUGGGUGGUUUUAGAUGUAAGAUUUAGAUGUGUGAAAUUUGAUUGAUUAGCAGAUUUCAAUCGUUGCA